Molecule: messenger RNA, 876 nt
Organism: Enhydra lutris kenyoni (northern sea otter)
Lineage: Eukaryota; Metazoa; Chordata; Mammalia; Carnivora; Mustelidae
Product: HscB mitochondrial iron-sulfur cluster cochaperone
Exons: 6
Coding region: 138-845 (235 amino acids)
Biological process (GO): protein complex oligomerization; [2Fe-2S] cluster assembly
Cellular component (GO): mitochondrion
Molecular function (GO): protein-folding chaperone binding; ATPase activator activity
Source: RefSeq, a predicted model, not a curated record
GUUUAAAAUGAGGAGCGGGACACUCGGUAUCCAGGAUCCCGCCCCGUCAGUUCCUCAGCCAAUCAGCAGCACUAGUCAGGUCGGCCGCUCUCUCCAACCCCCGAACAGGUGACCGCGGCGACAUAGGCCGCGGCCAGAUGUGGGGCGGGAGAACUGGCGCCUUGCUCCGGGUGCGGGGCCUGUGGCCGCCAGGGGUCCUCGGAAGGAGACCGCUAAGCUGCAGUGCUGCGUCUCUGGCGGGAAACAGUUCCCCCCAGUGUUGGAACUGCGGUGGCCCAGGGAGCCCCAUGCGUGGUGAUGGGUUCUUCUGUCCACAGUGCCGCGCCCUGCAGCCACCUGACCCCACUCGAGAUUACUUCAGCCUCCUGGACUGCAACCGUGCCUUCAGAGUUGACACAGCAAAGCUCCAGACUAGGUACCAGGAACUACAGCGUCUUGUCCACCCUGAUUUCUUCAGCCAGAGGUCUCAGACUGAAAAGGACUUCUCAGAGAAGCAUUCAACCCUGGUGAAUGAUGCCUAUAAGACCCUUCUGGCUCCCUUGAGCAGGGGACUAUACCUUCUAAAGCUCCAUGGAGUAGAGAUUCCUGAAGGGACAGAUUAUGAAAUGGACAGGCAGUUCCUCAUGGAAAUAAUGGAAAUCAAUGAAAAACUUGCAGAAGCUCAAAGUGAAGCUGCCAUGAAAGAGAUUGAAUCUAUUGUCCGAGCUAAACAGAAAGAACUGACUGACAAUGUGAGCAGAGCUUUUGAACAAGAUGAUUUGGAAAAAGCCAAGGAAAUGUUAACAAAGAUGAGAUACUUUUCAAAUGUAGAAGAAAAGAUCAAGUUAAAGAAGAUUCCCUUUUAAUGAUUACUAGUUUAAAAGUUUCAAAAAUAAA